AUGAAGGUUUUUGUGACGCUCUCAAAUGGACCUUGUUUAGUCAUAGUAGCAGUGCAGUGCAUCUUUAACCUUAUACCUACUAGUCAUGUGGACGGAUAUCUGACUCUGUCCCCCGAAGUUGACAUCUUGAUAACCUUGCCAAGGCUCACCUUUCGGCACGGGAGGCGUAACUGCCCCUCAUAUUUCCAGGCCAUAAUCGCCCUUAUCCCCCCUUGGUUUAGGGCACGUUUGGCAGGUGGGUUCCCGCUGAGCCGUGGGUCCCCUAGGCGUAAGGGCCGCGCUAAUGUCCUGAGUGCAGCCCCCGGCCCCUUAGCCCCCGGCCCCUCAUCCCUCGUUUCCCUAGCCCCGAUCCCUCAGCCCCGUGUUCCAUCUGCCCCCAAUUCCUCAGCCCUCAGUUCUCAGUCUCUCAUUUCUCGGUUCCUUAGCCCCCAUUCCCUCACUGCCAGUCCCUUAGACCGCAUUCCCUCAGCUCCCAGUCCCUCAUACCCUACUCCCUCAGCCCCCAUCCCUACUCCCUCAGACCCCACUCACUCAGCCCCACUAACUCAGCCCCCAUUCUCUCAGCCCCCACUCCCUAAGCCCCCACUCCCUCUGCCCCCACUCCCUCAUCCCCUACUCCCUUCAGCCCCUCCCUCACACUCCUCAACCCCACUCAUCAGCCCCCAGUCCCUCAACCCCACUCACUCAGCCCCCAGUCCCUCAGCCCCCACUCCCUCAGCCCCCAACUCCCUCAACCCCCACUACACUCAGCCCAUUACAUCAGCCCAGUCCUCAGCCGUCCUCAGCCCCAGUCCUCACCACUUCUCAGCCCAGUCCCUCAGCCCCCAGUCCCUCAGCCCUCGGGUCUUCUGCCAGAGAGCCUCAUCUUCGUUAUGA
Molecule: messenger RNA, 876 nt
Organism: Penaeus monodon (black tiger shrimp)
Lineage: Eukaryota; Metazoa; Arthropoda; Malacostraca; Decapoda; Penaeidae
Product: vegetative cell wall protein gp1-like
Exons: 5
Coding region: 1-876 (291 amino acids)
Source: RefSeq, a predicted model, not a curated record